AUGGUAUAUAGUGGUUUAAAGCUCAUUUUCAAUAAACGAUUCUUGUUUAGUAUUAUUCUUCAUGUAUUACAAGGACUUAUCUUUGAAAAAAGUAAACUCUAUUAUCCAUAUACAUUCGAUAGAAAUAUUUUACUAAUGAAAACUGAUUUAUAUAAAUUUUAUCUUUCAAUAUGUUUUAUAUUUUUAAGUUUACCAUAUCUUUUAAGUAAACUUUCUCCAAAGAAAUAUUUUACAGCAUGUACAACCAUAGAAAAUCGUUAUCAAAGUUGGAAUUCAACCGAUAUACAAAUAGGUGGUCAUUUAUUAGCUGUAUCAAUGAUAUUAACUGGUUUUUGUCCUUCAUAUUUACCAGUAUAUUUAGCUAUAAAUCCGCUUUUAUUUCUUUAUUGUAUUGCAGCUAGCUUUACAGCUUAUAUGUUUUAUCAUAUUUUUGGUAGAUCAUUAUUUAAUCGAAUUAACCUUUCACCGAUUAAUAAUAACACGAAUAAUUCUUCUUCAAUAUCAAAUGAACAAGAUACUUUAAAUAACAUUGGAAGAUUCAUAAUAAUUUCCGUUUGUAUAUUAUUAGUGCUUAUAUUAGAAACAAGUCAGCCAUCAAUAUCAAAAGGACAUUCAUUAGAUGAAUUGUUUGAUUUAAUAUACUAUGGAGAUUAUUUACCACCAAGUUUAAGCGGGAUAUUAUGUGGCCUUAUAAAUUUCUUUUUAAUUUUUUUCUGUUAUGAAUAUCAAACAUUAACUAGUGAAUGGUUAAUAAAUCUUUUUUAUUAUGGAUAUAAUUUUACAAUAGGUAAAAGAAAUUUGACAGGUCAAUUAUGUGUUGAACAAAUAUUAAAAGUACUUGCAAUGGCAUUUGGCGUUCGUUUAUCAUUAAUGACUAGUAAACGACAAGAGAUACCAAAUAUAGAUUGGCUUUUUUAUUCAUUGGCUAGUUUUGGAUCAUUUUUUGGUGCUUUAUCUAUUUGUUUUACAACAGCAACAUUCAGUGAUCAUAUUUAUUUAAUAAAUGCAUUUAUGGGACGUAUAUCUAGUGAGGUGAUAUCAUUAACAAUAGGUGCUGCUUGGAUUUUAUUAUAUCUGAUUAAAUUAUUAGGAUUAUCAAAUCUUAAGUAA
This is a messenger RNA of Rotaria socialis, 1110 nucleotides long. NCBI's taxonomy places the organism in Eukaryota, Metazoa, Rotifera, Eurotatoria, Philodinida, Philodinidae. The record is from the annotation of a GenBank genome assembly.